CUUAUCUACACACGUUUGUCCUGUCUGCUAUCUUCACACAACCAUGGAUAGAUGGUCUCGGCUCCUGAUACUUGUGUGGGUGGUUACAGGAUUGGUAGCCGGUGAUUGCCCAAGUGGUUGGAUUAGUCAUCGUGACUCCUGUUACUUUUUCAGUAACCAUAAUAGAAACUGGUACGACGCAGGGUUCAUGUGCGAGGCCAUUCACAGCAGGAGAGUGACCAUAGACUCGAACGACGAAAAUGACUUUUUGGCGGGAACUUUAACACACUUCAGAGGGGCGUUUCGUUCGGUUUCGUUUUGGACUGAGGGAACGUCAGAGGGGUCGUCCGAUGGUAGCUAUAAAUGGGCCACAUCACAGGACCCGGUCACCUACAACAAUUGGGGUAAAAAUGAACCUAACGCCACUAUCGGCGACUGCUUCAUAUUGAGACUUGAUCGGACCUGGCAGUCAAGAGACUGUCACUCUGAGCAAGGAUUCGUCUGUGAAAGCAGCAACAUACAGAAGAACUGUUUGCCAACCGAAGGUCCCACUCUAAUUGGAUAAAACAUUAAAAAAUAAAGCAUUAAGCUAUAA
Messenger RNA from Mizuhopecten yessoensis (Yesso scallop), 574 nucleotides. Its product is annotated as perlucin-like protein. NCBI's taxonomy places the organism in Eukaryota, Metazoa, Mollusca, Bivalvia, Pectinida, Pectinidae. The record is from RefSeq and is a predicted model, not a curated record. Bases 44 to 544 code for a protein of 166 amino acids. The transcript has 5 exons.